Sander lucioperca (pikeperch) is the source of this 1972-nucleotide messenger RNA. RefSeq names its product sphingomyelin phosphodiesterase acid like 3A (gene smpdl3a). Gene Ontology annotation, molecular function: sphingomyelin phosphodiesterase activity. Gene Ontology annotation, biological process: sphingomyelin catabolic process. Bases 108 to 1433 code for a protein of 441 amino acids. The transcript has 8 exons. Lineage: Eukaryota; Metazoa; Chordata; Actinopteri; Perciformes; Percidae. The record is from RefSeq and is a predicted model, not a curated record.
AGAGGAAGUCACAUGACCACUGCACUUCCUGUUUACAAUCGUCGGCUACUUUAGUUUAUAUGUAGUCCAUAUGAUUCACCAUACUGUCGUGUUUUAACACGAUAAACAUGGUACAACGUUUGUGUUUCGUGUUGCUGCUGUGCGGCGCGGCUCCUCUUGCGGCGGCCCCCGCUGGGAGCAGCUACCUCUCGGCCGCCACAGGCAGGUUCUGGCACAUCACGGACCUCCACCUGGACCCCACCUACCACCUGGCCCCGGACCCCACCAAGGUUUGCUACUCCUCCAAAGGAGCCCCCGCCACUCACGCCGGCCUGUUCGGGGACUUCCUGUGUGACUCUCCGUACCGCCUCAUCCAGUCAGCCUUCGCUCACAUGGCGCCGCUCACACAACCACAGGACUUCAUCAUAUGGACCGGUGACAGUCCACCUCACGUCCCCGCGGGUGAGCUCUCUACGGACACCGUGAUCCAGGUGAUCAGUAACAUGACCCAGACCAUCAGACAACACUUCCCGAACCUGACAGUCUAUCCUGCUCUGGGUAACCAUGACUACUGGCCACAGGACCAGAUGCCGAGCUCCACUAACGCCAUCUACAAAGCUGCUGCCCAGCUGUGGAAACCCUGGCUGCAGACCGAAGCUCUGCUCACACUCUCACAAGGUGGUUUCUACUCCCAGCUGGUAAAGCCUGGUUUGCGGGUGCUUAGUCUCAACACUAUCCUCUACUACGGCCCCAAUAAAGUCACAAGAAACGUGACGGACCCUGCUGGACAGUUUGAGUGGCUGGAGAAAACUCUGGAGAAAGCUGCUCAGAGUCUGGAGAAGGUGUACAUCAUAGCUCAUGUGCCAGUGGGGUACCUGCCCUAUGCCAGAAACACCACUGCUGUAAGAGAGAGCCACAACGAGCGGCUGGUCGCCAUCUUCAGGGAGUUCAGUCAUGUCAUCGCGGGACACUUCUAUGGCCACACCCACCGUGACAGCAUCAUGGUGCUGUUGGACCAACAGGGUAAACCAGUGAAUUCUCUUUUCGUGUCACCGGCUGUCACACCAAUCAAACAUGUUUUGGAGCCCUACUCUAACAACCCGGCUUUCCGCAUGUACUUGUACAACACCAAGGACUACGCACUGCUGGAUAUCUGGCAGUACUAUUUGAAUCUGACGGAAGCCAACGAGAAACAAAGAUCUGACUGGAGGCUUGAAUAUAUCAUGACCGAGGCUUUUGGACUGACUGACCUGCAGCCACAAAGCUUGCUCCAGCUGGGCCUGAGCUUCAGGCUGCCGCAGACCAAAGCCUUCGACAUGUAUUUCAGCCACUUCAUGGUCAGCUACAACAGCAGCAUCACCUGCGAAGGCGACUGUAAGCUCAGCCAGGUGUGUGCUGUGCUCUGCCUGGACCGACUGUCCUACUCCAAAUGUGUCGCAAAGGCAGAAUGGUAGCAGGGAUAGGGACCAAAAAUGAGGGAUUUGUCUCAGGAGUCACAUUUAGUAUAUGAUGUUUAGAAUCAUUUUUAUUUUUUGACUCUGCUUGAGUUAUGAAAAGGGGAAUUACAUGCAUUCAUUCUGCUGCUCCCAAAUCUACCUUUUUGCUUUUACGAUUUUAACUUCAACUUGUAUAUUACUUUCUGGUAUUGAAAGUUAUCCGCAUGCAGUCCAGAUUACAAAUUGCACAAUUUCACAGCGAAUCAGUAAUUUCUAGAGAUGGUCUGAUACCAUUUUUUGCUUACCGAUUCCAAUACCUGAACUUGCGUAUAGGCCGAUACCGAGUACUGAUCCGAUACCAGUGUGUCAUAUAUUUUCUUAUGUUUUAACAGCUGUAUACUACCAUCCCUGUAUGGAUGUGAUAUGAUUUCUGUCUUUGCUGUACGGACUGGCUGGACUGGAACAAACACAAGCAAUGAAUGCCACAUAACCGUCUUUUUUUCCAGUUUGACAGUCAGUCGUAACGGAAAAAGAACAUACAUAAACUACUUCAAAGU